Dryobates pubescens (Downy woodpecker) is the source of this 5119-nucleotide messenger RNA. It is a transcript of the gene EEIG1, whose product is annotated as estrogen-induced osteoclastogenesis regulator 1. NCBI's taxonomy places the organism in Eukaryota, Metazoa, Chordata, Aves, Piciformes, Picidae. The transcript has 12 exons. The record is from RefSeq and is a predicted model, not a curated record. The coding region runs from base 555 to 1706 and encodes 383 amino acids.
GCGAGGCGAGGGUAGACGGUGCGAGCAGGGCCGGGCAGGGACCUGGCCGGAACCGAGCCGCAGGCUGACCUGAAGACCUGUACCAAGGAGUUGCACAAGAGGAGAAGAUAGAAACUGGAAGCUUUAUGAAUGUGCUGCCUACAGACUUAAGCCUUCUUCAGAGACUCAGAAUGACUUUCCACAAGAGAUGCUUUCUGGAGGGGUUGUGCUGAAGUCAGAGCACUGCACCCUCAAACUGGGACAGCUCCGGCUGGUCUGGAGCUGAGACUAACUUCUCUCCCUUGCUUUUCUCUUGGAGAUGUUGCAGAGAUUUAAUCUGACCUUCUCCUCCUCACCUGAAGCCUGCCGUGGCAAUGAUCCCACAGCCAGAUCCGACCACCAAAGAGAAGAGAGUUGUGUGUUUGAAGCUGGGCCGUUGUUGUAACUGAGCUGGAAUUCAAUCCCUGCUUGUGCUCCUGGAACGAGUGCCGUUCCUCUGCUUGCGUGUGUGUGUUUUGAGCUGCUCCUCCCUGAUCUUGUUUGGAAUUCCUGGCCUUUUCACGCUGAAUUUGCCCAUGGCUUUCCUGAUGAAGAAGAAGAAAUUCAAGUUUCAGACAAGUUUCACUCUUGAAGAGCUGACUGCUGUCCCCUUUGUGAAUGGGGUUCUGUUCUGCAAAAUUAGGCUGCUAGAUGGAGGAGACUUUGCAAGCUUAUCUACCAGAGAGGAAGUUCAGGAGAACUGUGUCCGCUGGAAGAAGAAAUUCACCUUUGUGUGCAAGAUGAGUGCCAACCCAGCCACAGGACUCCUGGACCCCUGCGUCUGCCGAGUGUCCGUCCGCAAGGAGCUGAAGGGCGGAAAAACCUACUCAAAGCUGGGCUUUGCUGAUCUAAAUCUGGCAGAAUUUGCAGGCUCUGGAUCCACUGUCCGUUGCUGCUUGCUGGAGGGAUACGAUACUAAGAACACCCGGCAGGACAACUCCAUCCUGAAGGUCACAAUUGGAAUGUCCCUGCUCUCCGGGGAUCCCUGCUUCAAAACGCCUCCAUCCACCGCCAAAUCCAUCACCAUACCGGGACAGGACUCUACCCUGCAGCUGACCUGUAAGGGCGAGGGAACCACCAGCAGCAGCAGCAGCAGUUCAGCCACAAUUGGCUCUCUGCGGCAGACCAAGCCAAGAACUACCAUUCUCAGCUCGGGUGUCCCAGAAGAACCAGAUCAGAACCUGUCCAGCCCGGAGGAAGUCUUCCACUCGGGGCACUCACGGAACUCCAGCUAUGCCAGCCAGCAGUCCAAGAUCUCUGGUUACAGCACGGAGCACUCCCGCUCCUCCAGCAUGUCCGACCUGACCCACCGCCGGAACACCUCCACCAGCAGCAGUGCGUCCGGAGGCCUGAGCAUGACUGUGGAGUGUCCCGAGGGGGAGCGGGACCACAAGCUGGAGAAGCCACCUCGCCCCCCCAGACCAGCCCUUCUGCUGGACAGACCUUCCCGGAGGAAAAAGGAUUCAGUGGAGAGUCACCCAACCCGAGUGGAUGACACCAGGAUCGAUGCUGAUGAUAUAGUGGAGAAAAUAAUGCAGAGUCAGGACUUCACAGAUGUCAGCAAUACUGAAGACAGUAACCUGAGGUUGUUUGUGAGCAGAGAUGGAACAACUACAUUGAGUGGUAUUCAGCUGGGAAACAGGGUCUCAUCUGGAGUUUACGAGCCAGUGGUGAUUGAAACCCACUAAAUGUGAAGAACAGGGUAGAGCUGCUGGAAACAGGCCCCCUACCCAGUCUGCUGCCACAUGGAUGCCAACCUUUACCUCUCAUCAUGCAGCAUUCCAGAAGGGAUUUCUCCAUGCCCCUCCCCAUACGUUUGCACUGCAGAACUACUCUGAGACCACUCCAGAUCAUGCACUUUCCCUGUGUUGGCAUUUCCCUUCUCUGCUUCCCAGUUCUUCCAGUGCCUGCCUUCCCCUGUUUCUGAUCAGACACAAGGUGUCCUAGAGGGUGUUGCUCAUCUGCAUCCCACAUUCCACCCAUUCACUUGCAACAGGGGACUUCUCAGCUUCUAUCUCCCCAAAACAUUGGGUUAUACCACUGUGAACUCUUCAGACCACUGGGGGAGGGGGAAACCAUUCUAACCAAACCGAGAGCUGCUUGUUGGUGACAGUGAAAUGGCCACUUGCAGGAUGCUUUAUCCCAUUGACUCUGCAAGGGAGUAUCACCUUCCAAGGCAGCGGUUUAACUGAACAAGGUAUGCUAUGGUGUGCACUUCACCUUCCUCACCCUCAAAUCCCCAAAUAUCCUCUUCUCAUAGGAAAUAGCUCCCAAAAGUGUGUUGCAGAAAACUACCCCAAUGCAGAUGGGAGCUGACCAAUGGUUAAAUGCUAGUGCUGUUCUACCACUAACUGCAUUAUGCCCUUCCACUGCUGGGCAUGGAAGGGCACUGUUCAUCUAUUAGCAUUAGCAGGAGCACUUUAGAGGUUCCAGAGGACUCUGGAAGAGGCUUCUACUUGCUGUUCCAGAAGUGUUAUCCCUGUUUGCUGGACUGAUUCAGCAAAUAGUCACUGUUGGAGCUUGGAAUACAAAGCCUCUUUAUUUUUUUGCUUGGCUGGGUGUUUUCUGGCUCAGGAAGGGAACUGCCCUUCUUGAACUGUGAAAGAAUCUGGUUAACUGAUAGCCCUCCCCUGGGCCAGAGCAGGAUGCAGUUGACUGUGGUGGUCUUUCUGUUGUGGUGAUGGUUAACAAUUGCCUCUCUUGGCCUGGGCCAGUAAGGGGACUGGUGUUGGCUGGCCUUUCUUGCCCUGUCAGCAGGGAUCUGUGCCUGAGCUGAUUGCUUCUGAGGCUGGGGAGAAGCCACUGUCCCUGCCUUCAAAGGUAGAAUGGGUGUUUUCUGGUGCAUUAGCCACAGCAGCUGCUCUUACCUGCUCCGUGGCAAGUGAACUCUUCUGACAAGGCUUCAAACUGUUUUCUGGUUGAUCUUUCAAUUGUUCUUCUUUGGGUUUGGUUUCUGCAGCUGUUUGAUGACAUUUCAGCUGCCUCUUCUUUGCAGUGUGUGGCAGAGAUGUCAGCCCCUUUCAGCUCCCACUUAGAGAUUCCCCGGGCAGCUGAGUUUCAAACAAGGAUCUAGGCAGAGUCCUGCCGUGGGCCGUCAGCAGGCUGUCCUUGCAGCCCUUCCUGUACAGAGACUCUCAGCCAAUAAGCUACUUCUGUGGAGUGCCCUUUCCUCUUUUGCCAGCGUACUGUAGUAGCACUCAGUGGCCAAGCACUCGGAGCAGUGCCCCUGGGCAUGGCUGGGAACUGCCCACGUCUGUGGGCACAGGCACACACUCAGCAAGGAAAGGACUUGUAACUGAUCACAUUGUUGUUCAAAGUCUUAGUUAUUGUAAAGCCUUUUUCAAAGGAGAGGAGGGGAAAAAAGAAGGAUUGACUGUGGACUCUGUGGCCAGAAUGCAUGCAGAUGAGCUACUGGAAAAGGGAACUGGGCAGAAUGAGACACAAGGAAUGAAAGGGCUGUGAUUUAUGUAUUUUAUUUCUUGCCCUGCUAACCAGUGAUGGCUGCAUGGGGAGAGUGCUAGGCAGUGUGGCAAAGCUAUACAGCUGCUUCCAUUGUUUUGAUGGUUUCCCUCUUCGAGUCAAGAGGUUUCUUUCUGUAUUUGGACAGACCAGCUGUAGGUUACAGAUGAUUUUCACUCUUUCCCUUUAAAGGGAAUUAAAGUUGGAUUAUGGUAAGAAGGGGGUACAGACAACACCUUUCUUUGGCUUAGUGUCAGGGAAAAAGUAUUGGGUCUUUUGAGUUAGUCUAGAACAAAAGCUCUUUCACACUUGCUGGUGUUUUUUUAAUGGUGGUCUCUUCUAAAUUCAGUCUGGGUAGGUUUGGCACUCGCCAGCAGGCUGGUCAGCAUCCUGCCCUGUUCCUGGGAUGCUGCAUGUCUGCAGGAAGGGGAGAACUGCUUGCUUUUCUCUCUCCCUGGGGUUCUGCCAGAAAGCCAGGCCUGGCUUGACCCUCUGCUCAGGUCAGGGUGAGCGCAGAAGCAGGCUCAGACAGCAGUGGGCAUCCCUGCCCUGACUGUGGAUGGCCAUGCAGAGUUGAGGGUCAGGCUGUUCCCCAGUACAGAGCGCCUGCAGCUCCCUGGGGGCCAGUGAAGACCCUCAGGAAAUUAGGUCCAACCAGGACUUGAAAGGAGCAAAAAAUAAGCCAGGAAAGAGGCCAAAACCCAGCUCACUACUUCUACUUUGCUUCUGUUCCCAUGAAAAACAAUGACAGUCACUGUCAGAGCUGUUGGGAACUCGAGGCUUACUUCUGGGCCCCUAUUGGCAAGAGUCAGCUGCUUCAAGGCGCUGGCAGCUCAGCAUGUCACGAAAUCCCUAGUGGGCCAAGGGAGGAAUCUCUUCCCAGCAAAGCAAGAGAAGCACUUGAGCUUUUCAGAGGGCUGGUCUCAUCUUCCCAGGCUGGCAGAGGUGUAGCCUGCUCCAUCACAUAGCUGUGGCCUACCUGGGCAUGUCUCUGGCUUCUCUUCUGGUGUCUUAGCACAUCACUGCUUGUGUUUUCAAUAACUCUGUCCCAUAGGAUAUCUCUUCCUUGUCUCCACAUUAUUGAUUCCACAGAUCCUGAUCUUUAUGUAGCCUUUUAGCUCUCCUACUCCUCGUUGUGAACAAGAAGGUAGCCCUGGCUUUUCAGCCUGGUGCAGCACAGCCAGGGCUGUAGCACCCAGACACAGCAGAUCCAGAGGGAGGAAGGAGCUGUCUGCUCCCAUUUCAAAAUCCCAGGCAGAGCCCUGCUGCUCGUCCAUCAUGAGCGGUGCCCAGCAGUCACUGGCCAGUGCUGGGCAUGGGAGGUGGUGGUGAUGGAGGUGGGGUGGCUUGUCCUGCAGACUGGCUGCCAUCUCUCAGGCAGCUGCAUCUCACAAGCACUUUUUCCCUUGUGGCAUCGCUGCCCUCUCUGUUCCUUGUUGGACUUUGAGCCUUUGAGAAGUGAAUCAGUUUCCAGACCCAAACUGCUGGCUACUUUCCUUCGGGGUUUCUUCUUUUCUCUUUUUUCCCCUCUUCUGUUGUGAAGUUUAUUGAGUAUUUUUUGUUGCUUUUGUUUUUGUUAUAAACCCAGCAGGCUGGUGUUGUUUUGACUUCAUUAUUGUUUCAUUGAUGUUUUAUUCCUGGG